Penicillium cataractarum is the source of this 414-nucleotide messenger RNA. RefSeq lists its product as uncharacterized. The record is from RefSeq and is a predicted model, not a curated record. The coding region runs from base 1 to 414 and encodes 137 amino acids. The transcript has 3 exons. Lineage: Eukaryota; Fungi; Ascomycota; Eurotiomycetes; Eurotiales; Aspergillaceae.
AUGGCCGAAGUCGCCCUCGGGGUCGCAGGAUCGGUAGUGGGGAUUGUAUCCCUCGCAGGUCAAGUCUGCGCUGGCAUCCAAGAGCUCUAUGCACUCCUGGACUCGGUAAAAGACUCGGAACUUGAUAUGAAAUGCAUCAAAGACGAUGUUAUUCUUUUCCAAAACACGCAUUAUAUCCGUGAAAGCGCUCCAACGGGCACUGUGGGAGGAGCAAGCGACCCUGUUACUGCAGUAAUUAGCUCUGGUGAACCGCUUAUCAAACAGGAUCCUACAUGGACCAAAAACAGCAAUGGCGAGAAUUAUCCAAUGCGCAUGAGGAGGCCGAACCGCAUCAUCGAUACAGAUACAUCCGAGGUUGAAUAUCAGUUCUUGCUUGGAACACUAUCCAAUAAACUCGAUCAAGUCGUCCUAUAA